UGAUACUUAUUUCUUAGCACUCAAGAAUUCACUAGAACUCAUCAAAGAUCCAUCUUUUAGUUUCUUUCAAUCCACUGUUUUUUCCACCAAACCCACUUCAAAAUGCACACUUCAAACCCACCUUCUUCCUCCGCCGCCACCGUCGACUCCGAGCCGUUCCUCCUCCGUAGCCGCCGCUUCCUCCGCAGCGCGCCGCCUCCUCCUCUCCGCACCGCCGCAAGGUACUUCCGGCAGGCUAGCGGGCGGCGGAUGAUGCUGCGGGAGCCGUCGGUCCGUGUCCGGGAGGCGGCGGCUGAGGAGGUGGAGGAGCGGCAGAGCGAGUGGGCGUACUCGAAGCCGGUGGUGGCGCUGGACCUGGCGUGGAACUUGGUGUUCCUUGCUAUUGGGGCCACCGUGCUGGGUGUGAGCACCAAGGAGGAGCCAUGCGUGCCCCUCAGGGUGUGGAUUGUUGGGUACUUGUUGCAGGGUCUGCUUCACUCUGUGUGUGUUGUCUUUGAAUUCAGAAGAAAAAGAAGAAGGGAAUUAGGGGCUUCUUCUUCUUUUUCUUCUUCAUCUGGUUUGGAGCAUGAUAGAAGAUGGGAGAGUGCUGCUAUUCAAUGGAGUUAUAGUUCUGAGAGUGAUGGUUCUUCAGAGCAGCUUCUCCAGACUGAGGAAAACAGCAUCACGAAACACAUUGAGUCUGCAAAUACCAUGCUUUCAUUCAUAUGGUGGAUUCUUGGGUUCUACUGGGUUACUGCUGGUGGCCAGAGUUUGACAAGGGAUUCACCUCAGCUUUACUGGCUCUGUAUUACGUUUCUUGCUUUCGAUGUUGUGAUUGUACUGAUCUGUGCUGCUGUUGCAUGUUUUAUUGGCAUUGCCGUCUGCUGUUGUCUACCGUGCAUACUUGCUCUUUUGUAUGCGAUGGCGGAUCAAGAAGGGGCAACCGAGGAAGAAAUCGACCAGUUGCCAAAAUAUAAGUUCAGAAUGAUAAAGGAAUUUAAGAAAGAAGGCGAUAUCCAAGAAUCUUCCAGUGGAGUAAUGACAAAAUGUGACAGUGAUACAGCUGCUGAGCAUGUUAUUGCCUUAGAAGAUGCAGAAUGCUGUAUCUGCCUUUCUGCCUAUGAUGACGGUGUUGAACUCAGACAACUUCCUUGCAACCACCAUUUUCAUCGCACAUGCAUUGACAAAUGGCUGCUAAUCAAUGCUACAUGCCCUCUCUGCAAAUUCAACAUUUUGGAGACUGGAAACCUCCAUCAAGAAGUUUGAACUCGUUACUUGUUGCAUUGAUUAGAAGAGCACAAUCCUUUUCACAGCAACAACUCACUCUGUUGCAAGCAGCACUAGAUUGGCAUCAUCCUUUUUUUCUGUGAUCAGCAGUGUUUAUUUCUCACCUAACCAUAUUGGGAACAGUUUGUUUCCAUGAAUAUACAUACAUAAAGAAUAUGAGUCAUCUCAGUUUAGCUCAUAACAUGACCAUAUAUACACAAUAUCCUAUUUUAGGGAUCAGGUUUCUUGCAUAAGUCCCACCUAUUGUGUACAACUGUAUAUCUCUUAAAGUGUGACAAUGUCAUGUAGCUAGAGUGAAAAUAUCCCAAUCCGUGUACAAAUAUUGUUAUUGUAAUCAUUUUACUAUUGCGAAAUGUGAGUGCCAUAUUCAAAUCGA
Molecule: messenger RNA, 1642 nt
Organism: Lotus japonicus
Lineage: Eukaryota; Viridiplantae; Streptophyta; Magnoliopsida; Fabales; Fabaceae
Product: E3 ubiquitin-protein ligase At1g63170-like
Exons: 5
Coding region: 103-1245 (380 amino acids)
Source: RefSeq, a predicted model, not a curated record